Messenger RNA from Lindgomyces ingoldianus, 822 nucleotides. RefSeq lists its product as uncharacterized. Bases 1 to 822 code for a protein of 273 amino acids. The transcript is spliced from 2 exons. The record is from RefSeq and is a predicted model, not a curated record. Lineage: Eukaryota; Fungi; Ascomycota; Dothideomycetes; Pleosporales; Lindgomycetaceae.
AUGUCAGCACUGCGACAACAGACAGGCUUUCCUAGCCCGCCUACUUCCACCCCCCAUCCACCCCCAAUAAACGAGGGCCUACCGCCACACAUCCACCCCAUCCUCGCCCACCAAAACUGGAUCCAAUUCCAUGGCGAUUGUAGAGAAUGCCGGGGUAGUUGUAGUUUAUGGCGAGACCUCCAGCCCUCAAUCCAACUCGCUAGCGAACUCCUUACCCACCCCAGAAGCCUGACAUGGUUCAUCCGCGUCCUACACGGCGAAGAAAUCUUGGACCCAGUGACUGGACACUUGUAUUUGCUUCCAUCUGAGCUGGAAAGGGAGCCACGUGCCCUGGCGUGGGUGGUGGAAGCUGUGCGGAAAUACCUCAUAGACUUUGCCCCACACAUUAAGAUUAGUUUCGGGGAGUUGGGGAAGGAAAUUCAUGGUCAGAUGAGACCAUGGCCGAACAAAGGUUUUAUCACGAUCAAUGCAACGUAUGCGGAGUACUUCCUCUCCGGCCAGCGUUCGCCGAUCCAAGACCUGCGGACUAGUUGGGCAGUUGCUGUCGUCCUGGUCCACGAGAUUGCGCAUGCGGUGGCGUUCCUUGCAAGAGGGUCGGGGAAGGAGGCGCUGUAUGACCGUGCUGGAGACGAGAAUGAUGAUCUGGGAUGGGCUUUGGAGCGACGAAUUUUCGGUGUUAGAAUUGAUUGGGAGAUUGAUGCGAUCCGGGGAGCGACAGGGAUGUGGGUGAGGAAGUUGGAGGACAGGAAGGGGAUGGGGAGAGAGGAUCUGGUACCCUUGUGGUGGCUCGGUUGGACAGUUGGCUUUGAAGAUAGUGUAUAA